AUGAGCGUGCUCAAAGCUAAAGUCAUUCAAUCUGACAUGAAGGAGUCCAUGCAACAGGAGGUGGUGAAUGCCUGUGCCAAAGCCAUUGCCGAGGAUGACAGUCCUAUUGCUAUCGCAACCGCGGUUCGCAAGCACUUUGAUGAAUGCUACGGACCCUCGUGGACUUGUAUUGUUGGUCGUGACUUUAGCAGUGCAUUCGCGUACGAGAAGAGAAGGCACAUUUCGCUAUCCAUUGGGGGAAAACAAAUCCUUCUUUUCAAGAGCGCUUAA
Molecule: messenger RNA, 270 nt
Organism: Hydatigera taeniaeformis
Lineage: Eukaryota; Metazoa; Platyhelminthes; Cestoda; Cyclophyllidea; Taeniidae
Source: the annotation of a GenBank genome assembly